Messenger RNA from Macadamia integrifolia, 467 nucleotides. RefSeq names its product SNARE-interacting protein KEULE-like. Gene Ontology annotation, biological process: intracellular protein transport; vesicle-mediated transport. The transcript is spliced from 5 exons. NCBI's taxonomy places the organism in Eukaryota, Viridiplantae, Streptophyta, Magnoliopsida, Proteales, Proteaceae. Gene Ontology annotation, cellular component: secretory granule; plasma membrane. The record is from RefSeq and is a predicted model, not a curated record. The coding region runs from base 39 to 440 and encodes 133 amino acids. Gene Ontology annotation, molecular function: syntaxin binding.
UGGAAGACCUUUUCAGGCGAAGACAACCAUUGCCCUCAAUGGACGCUAUAUACUUCAUCCAGCCAACAAAAGAGAAUGUUGUCAUGUUCUUAUCUGACAUGUCGGGAAGAGUGCCUUUGUACAAGAAGGCAUUUGUCUUCUUCAGUUCUUCUGUUUCAAAAGAAUUGGUUAACCGCAUCAAGAAUGAUACAAGUGUAUUACCUCGUAUAGGUGCUUUGAGAGAGAUGAAUUUGGAGUACUUUGCCAUAGACAGUCAGGGUUUCAUUACUGAUAACGAGAGGGCAUUAGAGGAUCUUUUUGGGGAAAAUGUGGAGAACUCACGCAUCUAUGAUGCCUGCUUGAACACAAUGGCCACUCGCAUAUCCACAGUUUUUGCUUCAUUGCGGGUAUGGAUUAAAAGCAUCUUCCUUGCUUUGCUGCUGUUGAACUUGAACAUUUAACAUGUUUAUAUCAAAUUAUUUAUUCAU